This is a messenger RNA of Porites evermanni, 2121 nucleotides long. NCBI's taxonomy places the organism in Eukaryota, Metazoa, Cnidaria, Anthozoa, Scleractinia, Poritidae. The record is from the annotation of a GenBank genome assembly.
AUGAAUGCUGUUACUGAUGUUUUGGGUGAGGAGGGAAGAAUGGUUGGGGAUGCGUGUGUGAAAGUAAAGAUUAUUGGAGAGCCCGAAGACUACGCGCGAAAAAAAUAUACAUGGAAUGAUGCUGUGAAGCGUUUGGAGAGAUGUUAUGCAGGAGGGAGUCCUGCAAAUUUUGUCAGUGAUCUUCUACUUCCCCGUGAAUAUGAUGACAAGGGCAAUGUAAAUAGAGAGAAAACUUAUAAUAUUUUAGAUAUCCACAAUGCUCUUGAGAACUUUGAUGAAAAGCCCUUUGUUGAAAAGUAUCCCAGACCAGGAACUGGACGUGAUGAAUUGGAAAAGUUGAUUGACAAACGAAGAGCAGACGUCGAAAAAGAGUACGCGGAAGCUAUGGCAGACCCGAAUUCACGACGUGAGUAUUCCUGGCUUGUUGCUCAGCGACGUGUGCGAGAUUGUUUUGCUGGGAACUUUGCAGGUGAUAGCCCACCCUUUGUUUUCAAUUCAACAUACAAGAAAAAUGUUACUUAUAACAUUUUUGACAUUUUUAAGGCAGUUGUUUUCCUUAAGGAAAGUGACAUUAGUCCGUUGAGCCGUAAAGACAUUCCUUUACCUUCAGGACCAGGAUCUGAUGAGCUGAAAAUGUCAAUUCAAAAAAACAACUUUGACCUGGAAGAAGAGAAAAAGGAAGCACAAACGAGAAUAAAACAGUAUUCAAAAAAUGAGGCAGUGAAGAGAGUCAAAGAUUGCUUUCCACUUAAUCACACCUAUCUGGAUGAAAAGGUAGCAUUAUUCAAAAAUAGUGGUAAUGGGGAGACUUAUGAUAUUUUUCAUAUUUACAAGGAAGUAGAACGACUUAAACCAUAUCGAUGUCUUCAACGUAACGACGGUAUGUGCAAAAGUGUUACCAAAGAGUAUGAGGCUGCCUUAAAAGAGCUUCGUAGAUACCCUCAGGAUGAGGCAUGGCGUCGUGUGAGGGAUUGCCUAAAUCCAGGCUACUAUUGGUUGGACACCGACAUAUUUCCUGAUAAGAUUAAGGAUGAAAGGGUGCGAAAAACUGAACAAACCUAUGACAUCUCUGAUAUUAAAAAUUCAAUUGAGUACUUUGAUAAAAGAAAGUUCCUUGAUAAGUACCUACCAGAAAAUAACAAAUACCCAGAGGCAAAAGAAAGGAAUGAAAAAGUGAAGGAAGAGAGGGAAAAAAUUAGAGAAGAGUAUGUGAAAGCUACAGAAAAAGGUGAAAUCAGCCAUGGCUCUGGAUUUAUCAUAAAUGAUCACUAUGUUAUUACUAAUAAGCAUGUAAUUGAUGAUGCAGAUGGUAAAGAGAUUGUUAUUUCUAAUGCUUCGAUUAGUGAGCUCCCCUGUGAGGUUGUUUAUACCGAUGCUGGAAAAGAUUUAACGUUGCUCUAUUGCCAAGAGCUUGACAUCAAGCAAAAUCGAGUCGUGCCAUUGCACUUGUCAAAUCAGCCGUUAGUACCUGGCAUGCAAGUAUUUUCUUUUGGAUAUCCCAUGAGCCACACUGGAGAAACAGCUCUCUUUAUUACUGGUCAUGUUUCUGGUUUUACAAAACCAUAUGCAGAUAACCGUCCUUCAUUGGCAGUGCUAAAUUUGUCACUAAACUCAGGUAAUUCUGGAGGCCCAAUCCUCCACUGGAUUGCGAAUCAGCUGAAAGUUGUUGGUGUUGCAACACAGAAACACUUCAAAGAGAUUCUGACAUUUGAAGAGAGGGAUAAAAUUGAAAAAAUCCGGAAAUCCAUGGAAACAAAUGAUAUUUCCAAUAUUUCAGAAGAAAACAUUACACACUUUAGCCGCCUCUCACUGGGGGGCGAGUUGGACAUUGAACCUGAUCCUCUCCCCUCACUUUGGAGCAAGUUAGACACUGAACAUGAUCCUCGCCAGAUGCCAAUGAAUUUACUUACAUUAAAACUCUAUGAUGCUCUGGAAACUCACUCACAGUUCAAUUUAAGUAAUGCACUACCAGGGGAUAAUGUGAUUAAAUUCAUAGAAGAAGCUACCAAGAAAUGUAACAGAGAGCAUAAAGAUGAGUUAGCUGAGGUGGUGAAGAUGGCUUCAGAUCACAAUAUUUUACCUUCUGGUCAACACUCUGCUUCAGACUGUUGUAUUCAAUAA